ACAGAGGAAGCUUCCCGAGCCUCGCUCCUCUCUCUGCGAACCCUUCAUCUCCUCCGACCCACGCCAUGGAGGUGACCAUGGACCCGCUGUUUCUGGCCUGGAGCUAUUCCAGGAGGCGGAAACUCCAACAGUGCUCGGACAUCUGUACCAAAAUAUUACAAGACAGCCCAUACGACCAGGCUGCCUGGGGCCUGAAAACUCGUGCCCUGACAGAGAUGGUAUACAUAGACGAAGUUGAGGUCGACCAGGAGGGCAUUGCUGAGAUGAUGCUGGAUGAGAGCUCGAUAGCUCAAGUUGCACGACCGGGAACAUCACUGAGGCUACCGGGAACAAGUCAGGGCGGAGGCCCCACAGCAGCUGUCAGGCCUAUGACACAAGCCGGGCGUCCUAUCACAGGGUUCGUGAGACCCAGCACACAAUCAGGGCGCCCUGGGACAAUGGAGCAGGCCAUCAGAACUCCCCGCACUGCGAGCACUGCUCGGCCGGUCACGAGUGCUUCUGGUAGAUUCAUCCGUCUGGGAACGGCUUCAAUGCUGACCAAUCCAGAGGGACCAUUUAUUAACUUGUCAAGACUAAAUCUGGCCAAGUAUUCCCAAAAGCCCAACUUGUCCAGGACACUGUUUGAGUACAUCUUCCAUCAUGAAAACGAUGUGAAAAAUGCUUUAGAUUUGGCUGCGCAAGCUACUGAACAUGCUCAGUUCAAAGACUGGUGGUGGAAAGUUCAGCUUGGAAAAUGUUACUACAGGCUUGGCUUAUAUCGAGAAGCAGAAAAACAGUUUCGAUCAGCUCUCAACCAACAAGAGGUGGUGGACACAUUUCUCUAUCUGGCAAAGGUUUACCAGCGUCUUGAUCAACCAAUAACAGCACUCAAUCUUUUCAAGCAAGGCCUCGACCACUUCCCCGGUGAGGUCACCCUUUUAACAGGGAUCGCUCGGAUUCAUGAGGAGAUGAACAACAUUUCAUCAGCCACAGAGUACUACAAAGACGUGCUGAAGCAGGACAACACUCACGUGGAGGCUAUAGCGUGUAUAGGCAGCAAUCACUUCUAUACUGAUCAGCCAGAGGUCGCCCUGCGGUUCUACAGGCGGCUGCUCCAGAUGGGGGUGUAUAACUGCCAGCUGUACAACAACCUGGGCCUGUGCUGCUUCUACGCGCAGCAGUACGAUAUGACUCUGUCGUCCUUCGAGAGGGCUCUGGCCCUGGUGGACAAUGAUGAGGAGCAGGCUGAUGUUUGGUACAACAUAGGCCAUGUGGCCGUGGGCAUAGGGGACUUGACACUGGCCUACCAGUGUUUUAAGCUGUCUCUGGCUUUUAACAAUGACCACGCUGAGGCCUACAACAACUUGGCUGUGCUGGAGUUACGCAAAGGUCGUAUUGAGCAGUCUAAAGCCUUCCUACAGACAGCUGCAUCCCUGGCCCCUCACAUGUACGAGCCACACUUCAAUCUCUCCAUUCUCUCUGAAAAGAUUGGAGACCUUCAGAGCAGCUACACCGCAGCUCAAAAGUCUGAGGAUGCUUUUCCUGAGCACGUUGACACUCAGCAGCUUCUCAAGCAACUUCGGCAGCACUUUGCGGUGGUGUGAGCGUCAGCCGGCGGACGGCAGGCUUUGGCAGAGAGGUGUGAGAUCAGAGACACUGUGCUUCACACACACCAAGCUAUAACAUGGAAGUCAACAAAUGAGCAUUAGCUUUUGUUUAUUUAUUAAAUGGUACAUACAGACCAAAUUGCCAGUUUGUAAGUUUUACCUAUGCUAGAGUGUAGUUCCCGUUGGAAACAGUGGGGCAUUUUUGUCACGUUUGAUCGUUUGAUCCACAAUCUGUUCAUACGUACAGACGUCCUGGUCAGUGGUAGUUCUCUACAUCUCAGGAAGUCCUUGUGGGGGAUGUGAAGAGUGUGAAGAGGAACGAUCACAGACAUUUAAAGAACUCUUGACCUCCAUUCAGUCCAGUUAAUACCAAGGCUACUUCCACAUUACUACAUUUACGUCUUACAUCCAUACCGCUACAAAGGUUUUUAAGGCCCCUAAAACAGAGAAGUUUGAAACAAUGCUGGCUAUGUUUCACUUUGAAAACUCCCGCGUUGCAGUAAAGACGGGAAAAAAUGUAGACAUUUAGAAAUGAUGACGCAACUCAACUACCAGGGUUGAAGACCAAACAUUACAAAACACUCACGUUCAGUAACAGUUCCAACUCAUCCUCAUCAGUCCGAGAAAAGAAAUCCUGUCUUAUCGAUAAAUGGUCACUAGCGUGUGUUUUAGGUGUGUUAGUAUGAUUGGAGAUUAUUACUGAUACGGAGCUUAAAUGCUGCUGUGGAGUGUAAAUUAAAACAAAAAAAUAUUAGUUUGGAUUUAGCCUAUGUGGUUUUUAUCAUGUCUGUGGCAUUUCAACAUUAAUUUAACAACUUACUGUUAGAUAACUCUCCACGAGCUCUGCAAGAACUAUAUUUAAUAAUAUCAAACAUCAUAUGACAUGUGGGAGGAUAUUGUCCUGAUAAACUUUUAAACUUGUGCCCAGAUGUGUAUAGUGGUAACACACAUGUACAUAGACAAGGUAAAGAUUUUAUUUAUUACAGUAAAAUAAGUAUCUUACAUUUUAUAGUUCAUUUCUUAACUCAGGUGUGUAUUUCAAAACCUUUCUUGCUAUUUUGUAUUCUCAACAAAAUAUUGAUGCGAUAAUAAAAGGAACAAUUUGGAAAAUGUUUGAAGGUCUUUAAGGUGCAGUUAGUUGUUCUUUCAAACAAUUACACUUGAAUUAAA
Molecule: messenger RNA, 2756 nt
Organism: Pleuronectes platessa (European plaice)
Lineage: Eukaryota; Metazoa; Chordata; Actinopteri; Pleuronectiformes; Pleuronectidae
Gene: ttc8
Product: tetratricopeptide repeat domain 8
Exons: 14
Coding region: 66-1583 (505 amino acids)
Biological process (GO): non-motile cilium assembly
Cellular component (GO): non-motile cilium; ciliary basal body; BBSome
Molecular function (GO): protein binding
Source: RefSeq, a predicted model, not a curated record